UUGAAAGCCUCCUACUUUAAAAAGAAGCUUUCACUUACGGUAGCAGCUCACAUGUGCAGCUGCACAGAUAUCACCUUGUUGUCUGUAGUCCAUUCCGAUCUUUAAAUCUGCAGAAGAAACACUUUGUUUGUUUUUUUGUUGCUCAAUGGAGUUGAAAAUGUAUACUUCAUAUAUUCUAUAGGAGACUGCUACAAAAUAGGAGAAGCAAAUAAUAUAACCAAAAGUCCCAGAAGACAUGUGAGCUGAGAUCAGUUUCGUAUUGACCCAGUAUAAAAGAGAUUUCAACAUUGGAAGACUUCUCUUUAUUUCUGUAUUAAUAAUCCCAUGGACUGAUGUUGACUGCCUGCUUGAAUGCAAUUCAACUGUACUCGAAUCGAGGGGUCAUUAUGUGUUUUCAAAGUAAAGUGUGAAGACAACCACAUCGUACAAGUCAAGGAAGACCACAAACCACAGAGACCACCCGUUCCACAAGCCUCAAGUCUACUUCUCUGUUUUGAGUUCUUAUUCAUAAUCAGCAAGAAGGACUUUAGUCGAGUAUUUAUUUUUUGUUACGUUAUACACAGGUGUUGCUUUGGAACCAAGUUCAAACCAUUCACACCGAAUAAGAGACAGGGAAACAAGACUCCCCCACCCUCUUUGAUGUCAAUGGAGCGUUUGUGUCUUAUCUUCUGCAGUAUCUGUGUCAGUGCUGUGCUUGUUAGCAAUGAAGUUAUACUGCUCUCUCAUACUCCAGUCCGGCUCCAAGUAAGGCUGGGAGAAAUGGCCGUAUUCACCUGCAACUUAACAGCUCUGAACUUCACUCCUAACGAUAUUAACUGGUAUAGAGAAAUAAACAGCACACAAAUAAAAAUCGCAGAUGCAAAGGCUACAGAGAAUACAAGACUCAGCAUCACUGCAGACUGGGGACAGAAAAAGGCUGUGCUGUACAUAAAAAAUGUAACACCCCAUGACAGUGGACAAUAUAAGUGUAGGCAUGUAAACGUACAGCAAAAAAGUCAAAUCUUUAGCAGCAACACAUCUGAACUGAUUGUAGUAGAUCUCCAUUAUUUGGCUACAACAGUGACUGACCAAACUAAGCAGCAAGGACCAGCAGAGCAUCAAGAGCAUCAAGAAAAAAAGACUGUCAUUAUUACGUCCAUUCUUCUGGUUCUUGUUCUACUGCUCCUUAUUGGAAUUGUCACUUUUCUAGUGUGGUAUAAACAACGAAACAAGAUGCCACAGCCUCAACUACGACAUCUGGAAAAACCAUACCAGAAUUCUGAUGUUUAUACUGUGGACUAUGGAGUGUUAGAUUUUGGGAAUAAUCAACCCUACAGAAAAUCUGCAGAAAUAUCCAUACAGGAGCAAGUGGAAUAUGCUACAAUCAUGUUCCCAUAGGGGAUGCUGUAUAUGGGAAAAACACUGUUUGACAUUGUUUUUCUAUAUUGACAGAUAAAUCUGCUGUGAAUCCCAAUGUCAAUAUGUGAUUUGAGCUAAUCUGGAAACAGAUUUACACUGUGUAAAAUUAUAAGACCAGAUAAUCCUUUUAAUGGACUACUAAAUCAUAUGGUUUGACUGGGAUAGGAACCGUAUAUUGUAGCUUAACUGUUUCAGUGACUGAUGAGCAUUUGUGGUACAACCCAUGUUUCAACUUUUUAUGUGGUGGAGAGUUGCUUAAAGUGGUAGUAAAAUACCUGUUGUUUACUUGGACCCACAGGUAAGCCUAAAAUAAGGCUUACCUGUAGGUACAGUAAAUAUCUCUGUAGGUACAGAGAUAUCUACUAAAGUAGAAGCCAGUAACGUCACCGGCGAAUGCGGGCUGUGCUCUCAAUGGAUGGCUUGCCAUCCAAUAAGAGAGCCAUGCUGCGGCAGUGACUCCCACAUAUGUGUGGGAGUGAAGUCAUCGCGGCUUGGCCAGUCAAGCAGCCGAAGCCCAGGAACCCGGAAGGAAGACCGGGUAAAGAUGGAAGCCCUGUCAGCAGUGACAGCACAUUCUUUUUUUGCAGUUUACUACCGCUUUAAUAAAAAUGAAUGUGCUUGUCCAAAAUAUUGAUAUGCAGGGAUAACCAUUGAGGAUCAGGCCACCCAAAUUAUUCUUUUGUUUUUGGAUAUUUGGAUAUAUGCUGAGAAAUGAAAAAAAAAAUUGUCUUCUUAUGUUAAUGGUGGAGAUCUCUGCACUUGAGUUUCCAACUCCAAGCACAUGCCCCGACUUUUUGUUGGGGAAUCACACUUUCUUUUUUUUUUUCCAUUUAUUUUAUCAUUAACAACAUGUAUGUGGCCUCUUGUUAUAGAAAAUGAGUAUUAAUGACUGGGGAACUCCAGGGGGAUGGGAGGUGAUCUAGAAUAUACUAUAUAAGAAAACCCAAAUGCCAUUGGGCAAUUGAGACCACCAAUACCCACCCAUAUACAGGGGGUCCCCGACUUACGAACAUCUGAGUUGCGAACGACACCUACUUACGAACGGGGCCCGAGAGACGUCACACGGCCUUGUCUGGCCUAGUGCAGCCUCCAGAUCCCCGGUCUUUCCUGCGCCGCUGCCCACGCGGAGGUGCACCGCAGCCGGCCUGCCUGGAUUCGGAUCGCAUCCAUCUCCCUGCUGUACCAUCAGGUGAGCUGCCUGGCAUAUAUGUAUAUGCCUAUGUAGACAGUACAGUACUUAUACCGGAUGUCGCC
Rana temporaria (common frog) is the source of this 2652-nucleotide messenger RNA. RefSeq lists its product as uncharacterized. Gene Ontology annotation, cellular component: external side of plasma membrane; membrane. NCBI's taxonomy places the organism in Eukaryota, Metazoa, Chordata, Amphibia, Anura, Ranidae. Bases 352 to 1377 code for a protein of 341 amino acids. Gene Ontology annotation, biological process: negative regulation of immune response; positive regulation of T cell apoptotic process. The record is from RefSeq and is a predicted model, not a curated record. The transcript is spliced from 5 exons.